This is a messenger RNA of Ictalurus punctatus (channel catfish), 2067 nucleotides long. RefSeq names its product sideroflexin 4 (gene sfxn4). The coding region runs from base 131 to 1081 and encodes 316 amino acids. Gene Ontology annotation, biological process: monoatomic ion transport; mitochondrial transmembrane transport. The record is from RefSeq and is a predicted model, not a curated record. Gene Ontology annotation, molecular function: monoatomic ion transmembrane transporter activity. NCBI's taxonomy places the organism in Eukaryota, Metazoa, Chordata, Actinopteri, Siluriformes, Ictaluridae. The transcript has 14 exons. Gene Ontology annotation, cellular component: mitochondrial inner membrane.
UGACACAUACGGAAGUUUUUAGAACUGUCGUACUGGAUGUAGACAUGUGUUACCUUAAUGACCUCAAUCGCUGUAUAAUUCGAAUGAUUCACGUUUUUCUCCUGCAGGCAAUUGGAAUUUAAGCUUAAACAUGGAUCCCAAUUUGGAAUACUGGCAUAACAAUGGGAAGUCUUUCCUAAGCAGACUUCGCAUCUGGUUGAAUAUUCUUGACCCCAGCUCUAUCCUGUCCUCUGAUGUUGAAAUUGAAAACGCUCGUUCUCUGAUCAGAGGGGAAGGGAAUCAGCUGAAGAAUGAAAAGGUCUCCAGUGCCUGGAACCUUUCUCUUUGCUCUGUGCAUGCUGAUACCGGAGAGCUGAUUUCCCCUGUGUUUCGUCCACAAGCUUUUUUGCCUGUGUCAGCUCCUUUGGUCAUAGCAAGUUUUGUGCCACAUAAAGGAGUGACACCUGCGCUGUUUUGGCAGUUUAUACUGCAGAGCUACUGUGCAGGCUUCAAUCACGCCAACAGAAAUGCAACAGCCACGCCGCAGAACAAGCCGUCACUGAAACAGGCUCUUCUAAUUACUGGAACAGUGACAUAUUCAACAUUUGCGGGGGCCCUUCCUCAAAUUAUAAUCCAGCGCCUGGCAGUCAGCAGUAGUUCAGCUCAGGCCUUCUGUAGGUCAGUUUUGCCUGUUCCUCUGUCAGCUUGCUUGGCUGCCUUCAGCGUCUUCGUAGUGAGAAGUGAGGAAUCAGAGAAUGGAAUAAAAGUCUUUGACUCCAGUGGGAAUUCGGUUGGUGUCUCAAAGGAAGCUGCAUUCAAGGCUGUAAAGGAGACUGCCAUAUCUCGAGCAGCUCUUUUUGGUAUUACUGCAGUUGUUCCUAAUCUACUUGUCCUCCUUCUCAAGAGGACAAGGUUGGCCCAAAGGAACCCAAUGAUGCUUGCUCCUGUUCGACACAUCAGCACUGCUAUUGCCCUCGGCUUGAUGAUCCCUGUGUCCUUCAGUCUGUUUCCACAACUUGGCAAGAUUAAAAAGGAGCAUUUAGAAAAGGAGCUGCAAAGCUUAACGGAUGAUGGGGAGCUGUUUUACCACAGAGGACUCUAACGGUCACCUUAGAAACCCAACCCUCACAUCGUAUAAAGGAUUCCUCAAAAGGUUAUUCACCUCCAAAAGAGCUUCUAAAUGGAAACCUGUCUGAAAAAGAAACCAUGGGUAGUAGGAGUCCUCCAGAGCGACAAACAGAAGACCUAUUUAAAGUAAUAUGCAUACUCUUCACCCCAAAAGAGUAUACUUAUGCAUUUACACCCAACAUACACUCUUUCAGUUAUUUAAAAUGUAUUAAUUUUUUUUCUUUUCUAAAAGAAACGUUAUAAUUAAGAAUUAACAGUGCAACUAUAAAACUGAGUAGAUGAGGGUCAAUUAAACUGCAAAAAAGCCAGUAGCAGUUAUAUCUGCUCUAGGACCGAAGCCCGCACUUUUCUCAACACUGCAGACGAACGGUAAUCACUAAAGCAAGACUACUCGCCUCCAGCUGUACUCACAUCAUCAUACAAGUGUAUUUAAUAAAACCAGAGCAUUUGGCAAAUGGAAAAGAUUCAUGUUUUAAUUUAAUAGCAUUUUAGACCAAAUGGAUUUAACAAAAAUACUGCUAUUGUUACAUCAUUGUUAAUAUCACAUUGAAACCAUUGAGAACUUUACACUGGACCUUAAUUUUUAUGUCAUUAGAACUCAAGCAUAUGAUUGUUAGGAAAGGACAACAGCAUCAUUUAAAAAAAUAAAAUAUUACAUGUGAACAUAUGAAAAGUGCAUAUGGAAUAUUUUGGCACAAACACACUCCUUUAGGCAGAUGGUGAUUACAUAACUGAUGUAAAGCAAGAGAAAAAAAAAAAUCAAAAGAUGCUUAAUAAAAAGAUGGAGCUUGCCGAGACUGCAAGAAACAAAUUAACCCUGUUGAGUAUGCUUUAGAAACGCAAUUGUUUUUCCUACUUUAUCUAAUGAAGUUCUGUUGGCUUUCUGAUACAUUUUAACACGCACAGACGUACACAAAACACCCGACGCAACUGAAUCACAACCAAAUAAGAUUUCAGUGG